Rhincodon typus (whale shark) is the source of this 1208-nucleotide messenger RNA. Its product is annotated as NEDD8 ultimate buster 1-like. Bases 399 to 1208 code for a protein of 269 amino acids. The record is from RefSeq and is a predicted model, not a curated record. Gene Ontology annotation, molecular function: protein binding. The transcript is spliced from 9 exons. Gene Ontology annotation, biological process: regulation of ubiquitin-dependent protein catabolic process. Lineage: Eukaryota; Metazoa; Chordata; Chondrichthyes; Orectolobiformes; Rhincodontidae.
UGGCGUAAAGAUACCCCGCCCCUUGUAGUGACGUCAAGUCAUGCCCGUGGCCGGUCGAUGAAAAAAAAUCGCCAGUCGUCUCCCGUACUUCUGUCACGUGAUUAAUAAUAACAACAAAAACCGUGAGGUGAUUGCUGAGGAAACUAGAACAGAAAAAGGAGGGAGAGGAAGAGAUCAUUUCAGCAGACAGUAAGAAAAGUUUGAAAUCUCUUGGUCAAUCUCUACAUGACUCCUGUUCUUGGGACUGAGGGCAGUAGAGAUUUCCUUACUGACCUAGUCAUCCUCACUGAAAAGGAUAAGACCUGGAAUGGAUGGGAAUAGGUUCCCUUAUGAUACCACUGCCAGGAGGUUGUCUAUUUUGAAACAAACUCCAGCCUCCUCCAGUCUUUGAGCAAAGAAUGGCGACUGAUGGCCCACCAGAAAAUGUGGUUCAGGACCAAGUCAGGUCACUGCUGGAGAACGAAAAGGUCAAACUUUGGGAGCCUCCUUACACAGCUGAAAAUAAAGAUGCUUCACCAGAGCUGAAAAUUCUAGGUGAGAAAUAUGCAUUACAGUUGUGCAUUGAUUUGAGUAUGGUGGAAAAUGUUCUUGAAAAUUUGAGAUGUAAUUCACUGCAAGGCAUAAAUGCAAAAAAGACAUUCGAGGACACUGGACUUGCAACAAUCCGUAUCCAUUACACCAGUCAUACAAAAAGAAAAGAGAAAACUAAGUUGACAACGAAACUAAACAUAUCAGCCAAAGAUCUGAGAGCUGAAAUUGCGAAAUUGACCGGAAUGAAUGAACAACAUGUUAAACUCAUAAUGAACUCCAAAGUUCUUAAAAUGGAUCGAUCGCUUGCUGAACAGAAUGUAAGAAAUAAUUCAAUAAUUAUGGUUAUGCAAAUAACUCUGACUGAAGAAGAAGCAAAAGAACAGGAGACAAUUUAUCAAGCGGAGAUGAAAGAAUGGGAUGAGAGGAAAGCCAAAAUAUCUAGGACCAGAAAAGGUGCUGAAAUCUUAGCUCAGCAUGGUGAAAAUACAGAUCUUAGUAACAUUCCAUACUUAGAGAUUGCAGAUCAGAAAGGGCGCCCAAUCCCCAUUCCUGCUGUAGAGAAAAAGGCACUAUUGUUAGCUAUGACGCUACAUGAAAAAGGCAGAGCAUUUAUGAAGAAGAAAGAUUAUGCUUCAGCGCUGUUGUAUUUGUUGGAUUCUGAUGAAGAAUUUGGGUAA